Cyclopterus lumpus (lumpfish) is the source of this 5646-nucleotide messenger RNA. It is a transcript of the gene sin3aa, whose product is annotated as SIN3 transcription regulator family member Aa. Gene Ontology annotation, molecular function: transcription corepressor activity. The transcript is spliced from 22 exons. Gene Ontology annotation, biological process: negative regulation of transcription by RNA polymerase II. NCBI's taxonomy places the organism in Eukaryota, Metazoa, Chordata, Actinopteri, Perciformes, Cyclopteridae. The coding region runs from base 253 to 4182 and encodes 1309 amino acids. Gene Ontology annotation, cellular component: chromatin. The record is from RefSeq and is a predicted model, not a curated record.
AAAACCACGCCCCCCUAUCCAGAGCUAACCGAACGGAGAUUGUUUUCCUCUUUCGGGGAUAUUUUCACUUUGCAGCACAGCCGCUAGAAAUUGUUUAUUUUUAAUAAAACCGCGCGCCGCCGAUAAGUUGCUUUUUGGGCACACACGUCACUUUGGCGUCUCCCCCCCGAAUAUCGGAUUUUUCCAAUUUGGGAUCUUCAGCGUUGCUACUUGGGAGACGGGUCUCUCAGCUCUUACGAGAAUGAGUUCAUAAUGAAGCGGCGACUGGAGGAUCAGGAAACGAUUUUUGCGUCCCAGCAGCGGCGCCUCGCUGGCAACCCGGAGGCCUUCCAGCACCGCGUCCUGGCUCCGGCUCCGGCCCCGGCCCCGGCGGUGUAUGAGGCCUUGUCUGACAACAUGCAGCCCACAGCAGGUGUCCAGUACUCCGUCCCCCAGGGAUACCAGGUGUCUCUGCUUUCCCAGGUCGCCACUGUGGCCCAGAACACUGGCGGGCAUGGGCACACACCGAACCCGGCCGUCCACAGCGGGUCCCACCACCACAGCCCCGCAGUCCAGUCCCAUGGGCCCUCAGUGAUGUCAGGGCACAGCCAUACGGCUGCUCCCCAAGCCUCCGCCCAGGGCCAGCAGUUCCAGAGGCUCAAGGUAGAAGAUGCUCUGUCUUACUUGGAUCAAGUGAAACUGCAGUUCGGCAACCAGCCUCAGGUCUACAAUGACUUCCUGGACAUAAUGAAAGAGUUCAAGUCUCAAAGAAGCCGAUUUAUUUUAAACCAGAACGUUGUUGUAGAGAUACAACCAAGAGACAAUAUCGACACCCCCGGGGUCAUCAGCAGAGUGUCACAGCUCUUCAAAGGUCACCCCGACCUCAUCAUGGGCUUCAACACCUUCCUGCCGCCCGGCUACAAGAUCGAGGUCCAGCACGCUGACCUGGUCAACGUGACCACGCCCGGUCAGAUCCACCACAUCACCCCGCACGGUAUCUCAGUCCAGAACAUCCCCAUAAUAGGAGCAGCCACCCAACAUCCGCCCCAGCUCCCGUCUGCUGCGACCGCCGCCGCCGCCGCCCCGCCCCUUCUGAUGCAGCCCACCCCUGCCAAGAUGAGCAAGCCUCUUCAGCCCCCGGCGUCGACACCGAGCAGUCAGAGCAAUCCGUCCAUCCCCGCGUACACCUCUCCUCGCUCCCCGCCCAUGCAGCUCCACCUGCCUCUCAGCGGGACCCCCACCGGGCCGCCCAUGCAGAACAACCAGCCCGUGGAGUUCAACCACGCCAUCAACUACGUCAACAAGAUCAAGAACCGCUUCCAGGGCCAGCCCGACAUCUACAAAGCUUUCCUGGAGAUACUCCACACGUACCAGAAGGAGCAACGUAACGCUAAGGAGGCCGGCGGGAACUACACACCGGCUCUGACGGAGCAGGAGGUGUACGCUCAGGUGGCGAGACUCUUCAAGAACCAGGAGGACCUGCUCUCUGAGUUUGGGCAGUUUCUCCCCGAUGCCAACAGUUCGGUGCUGCUAAGUAAGACCACAGCUGAGAAGGCAGAGUCUGUACGGAACGACCACGGCGGCACUGCCAAGAAGCUGCAGCUCAACAACAAACAGAGGCCCAAUCAGAACGGCUUGCAGAUCCGCCGUCAUCCAACUCCGGGGACCACGCCCCCUGUCAAGAAGAAGCCCAAGUUGCUGAAUUUGAAAGAUCCCUCGGUGGCGGAGGCCAACAAGCAUGGAGUCGGAACCGAGUCUCUGUUCUUUGAGAAGGUGCGCAAAGCCUUGCGAAGUGCGGAGGCCUACGACAACUUCUUGCGGUGUCUGGUCAUCUUCAAUCAGGAGGUGAUCUCCAGGGCUGAACUAGUGCAGCUGGUGCUGCCCUUUUUAGGAAAAUUCCCAGAGCUGUUCAACUGGUUUAAAAACUUCCUGGGAUAUCGGGAGAUGUCCCACAUCGAAACGUACCCUAAGGAGCGGGCCACCGAGGGCAUCGCCAUGGAGAUUGAUUAUGCUUCCUGUAAGAGACUCGGUUCCAGUUACAGAGCGCUGCCCAAAAGCUACCAACAGCCCAAGUGCACCGGCAGAACUCCACUUUGUAAAGAGGUCUUAAAUGACACCUGGGUCUCCUUCCCCUCCUGGUCUGAGGACUCCACGUUUGUCAGCUCCAAGAAGACGCAGUACGAGGAGCAUAUCUACAGAUGUGAGGACGAGCGCUUUGAGUUGGACGUGGUACUGGAGACCAACCUGGCGACCAUCAGAGUCCUGGAGACGGUGCAGCGGAAGUUGUCCCGCAUGUCGGCGGAGGAGCAGGCCAAGUUCCGCCUGGACAGCACGCUGGGCGGCUCCUCGGAGGUCGUGCACCGCAAGGCCAUCCAGAGGAUAUACGGAGACAAGGCGCCCGACAUCAUCGACGGCCUCAAGAAGAACCCCGCUGUUUCUGUCCCCAUCGUGUUAAAGAGGUUAAAGACCAAGGAGGACGAGUGGCGGGAGGCCCAACGAGGCUUCAACAAGAUCUGGAGGGAGCAGAACGAGAAGUAUUACCUGAAGUCUCUGGACCAUCAAGGCAUCAACUUCAAACAGAAUGACACCAAAGUGCUUCGUUCCAAGUCCCUGCUGAAUGAAAUCGAAAGCAUUUACGACGAGCGCCAGGAGCAGGCGUCCGAGGAGAACGCCACCCCGCCCACGGGACCCCAGCUGACGCUGGCGUACGAGGACAGCCAGAUCCUGGAGGACGCGGCGGCGCUCAUCAUCCACCACGUCAAGCGGCAGACCGGCAUUCAGAAGGAGGACAAGUACAAGAUCAAGCAGAUCGUCUACCACUUCAUCCCCGACAUGCUGUUCUCCCAGCGCGGCGAGCUCUCCGACGUGGAGGAGGAGGAGGAAGAGGAGGAGGAGGAGGAGGAAGAGGAGGACGAGAUGGAUCUGGAGGAAGGCGCCUCCAAAAAGCACAACGGCGUCCCCGGCGGCGGGAGCCCCUCCAAGUCCAAGCUGCUGUUCGGCAGCACGGCGGCGCAGAAGCCGCGCGGCUCCGACGACGCCUACAACCUGUUCUACGUCAACAACAACUGGUACAUCUUCCUGCGGCUGCACCAGACGCUGUGCUCGCGCCUGCUGCGGCUCUACGGGCAGGCGGAGCGGCAGAUCGAGGAGGAGGUCAGGGAGCGCGACUGGGAGCGGGAGGUCCUGGGGCUGAAGAAGGAGAAGAACGACAAUCCGGCCGUCCAGCUGAGGCUGAAGGAGCCCAUGGACAUCGAGGUGGAGGAUUACUACUCGGCCUUCUUGGAGAUGGUUCGUAAUUUGCUGGAUGGGAACAUGGAGGCUUCUCAGUACGAAGACUCGCUGAGGGAAAUGUUCACCAUCCGCGCGUACAUCGCCUUCACCAUGGACAAGCUCAUCCAGAGCAUCGUGCGGCAGCUCCAGCACAUCGUGAGCGACGAGAUCUGCGUCCAGGUAACGGACCUCUACCUCGCGGAGAGCGCAAACGGCGCCAGCGGGGGAACCACCUCCACGCAGUCCUCGAGGAGCUCUGCGGAGGCCCAGUACCAGCGGAAGGGCGAGCAGCUCAUGUCUGACGAGAACUGCUUCAAGGUGAUGUUUUCGAGGAACCGGUCGCAGGUGCAGCUCUCGGUGGAGCUGCUCGACACGGAGGAGGAGAACUCUGACGAGCCGAUGGAGGCCGAGCGUUGGUCCGAUUACGUCGGCCGCUACUUAAACCCGGAUUCCACCACACCUGAGUUGAGGGAGCACCUCGCUCAGAAGCCCGUUUUUCUUCCCAGGAAUCUGAGACGGAUCAGGAAGUACCAGAAGGGCCGCGAGCAGCUGGACAAAGAGGCCUGCGAGGGAGGCAAGAAAUCCCUGGAGAAGGAGAAAAUGGAGUGCAUGUUCAAACUCAACUCCUACAAGAUGGUGUACGUCUUUAAGUCCGAGGAUUACAUGUACAGACGCACCGCCCUGCAGCGAGCCCACCAGUCACACGAGCGGGUGAGCACGCGGCUGCACAAGCGCUUCCAGGCCUGGGUGGACACGUGGGCCAAGGAGCACGUGACCCGCGACAUGAGCGGCGAGACCACCAAGUGGCUGAUGGGCAGCGCGCGCGAAGGCCUGCUGCCCUGCACCACCAGCCGGCAGCCGGAGAUCCUUCACUUCGUGAACAUCAACAAGUACCGCGUCAAGUACGGCCCGCCGCCCGGCAAGGCGCCGUAGCCAAGGGGGAAACCGGAGAGAGAGAGAGACUGAUUUCUUGGGGGGGCGUUGGGUCAAACAGGUCAGGAGCAGAGGUAUGGACGAGGGCUUAUUAAUGUGUGUGUUUUUUUAAGGUCGACAUGGGAGCACAACUAAGCUAGCUACCGUGUGUGUGUGUGUGUGUGUGUGUGUGUGUGUGUGUGUGUGUGUGUGUGUGUGUUGCACCCCGGGGCGGCAGGAUUACAGAUUUUUUUUUUUACCAGCGUUUUUAGCUGGGCCCAGUUUUUUUUCUUCUGCAGGGCCUUCGGUGCCAAAACAUAGGAAUCGUCACGACCCGGUCGCAAACCUGAGCUCUUACCGGCACUCGGAGCCACUUCUCACGUCACUGAGCCCCCCCCACCCCCCCUUUUUUUUUUUGAGAGAGAGAGAUAGAGUGGUGCUUUUUUUUUUUUUCUCACAACUGAGCUUCGGUUUUCGAUUUAUUUUUUAUUUUCCUCAAACGAACCAAGAGUGAGAGAGCUCCAUCGAGGUGAAUCAAUCACACAGGGAUUUCUUUUUUUUUUCUUUAAUGAUCGUUGUUAUUCUACAGUAUCCGUGGGGAGAAAAAACAAAAAAAACAAUGUGGUGGACAAGUGCACUUAUUUAGAAAAGAGUAAAAACAAACUUUUCACAAAAUAUAUAUAUUUUUUGUUUCCCAGUUUUGAAGGUUUGGACGUGAGCACAACACAAAAGUCUGAGAGAUCUUGUUCUGACAUUCCUGCGUUUACGGUCAAAUCACAAUUAUGUACCUAUCACAAGACGGAGCGGGGGGGUGGGGUGGGGGGGGGGUCACACACUUCCUCUUCAGAGACACACGGCAGCAUUAUUAGAAACUGUGCCUGAGCCCCCAAACAGUGCUGUUGAAUUCAUGUAAAACGACAACUGAAAAAAUGAUUGCCACACAACACUGAAUUGGUCUCAGACUGUAAAAUUGUAUAGCUUGUGAAUGUCAGAUACUGACAUGUAUUCCAGUGUAUGUGUUGUGUGUGUGUGUGUGUGUGUGUAUAUAUAUAUAUAUAUAUAUAUAUAUAUAUAUAUAUAGUUCUAUUAACACAAAUGAUCCUCGCCGCCCUGGAAGUCAACCUUUUUUUUUUUUAAGUAUCCUCUGCCAAUACACCAGCUUGUACACACACACACACACACACACACACGUCCACAUGCCGUUCACGUUGUAAAUACACUGUACAUAGUCUCAGACUUUUUAUGACAGAUCCGUGUUGUCGUGCUAGUAAUACUUUCCAAGCUUACUGUGGACUUUAGUGAUAAAUGGCUAAAGUUAGUAUGUAUAUGAAAAAGACAAAUGCAAGACCAUUUAUUACAGUUUUUACCAAAGGGAGUUGAUUCUAAUAAUAACAAAAAAAAUAGCAGUUUUUAUUUAUUUUUUUCUUCCCCUGCCCUUGUGUCUUCCUUUUUUUUAUGUCUUUACUUUUUUAAUUUCUGUAGUAA